GCUUGCUUGACAGUUGGAACUGUGCCUGCAUAUUCAUUGAAACGCCAUGACGUUUUUGUUCAUUGUUUCGUCAGACUUGGUUGCAGUAGGACGUUUCGUGAAGAAGCGAACUAAUUUAUUAUUUUCUCUUGGCUGUGUCCCCCCCCUGAACAAGGUAGUUUUCUUAUAAUCUAUUUCCGAAGACCAUCAUUCGGGUGAAAACAUCCGCACCAGACAAACGCACCGAAACCGAGGAAAUUGUGUGUCUGUGUGUUUACGGACAAGUCCUUUGUGAACCAGGGGGCCACAAAAUACGACAUUAGAAAUGAACCACAAUCGGGUUAUUUCACAUUGGGAGGAAAGGGAACAAAACGGCACGCUGACACCGGAGGUGAUAGUUUUCUAUUUACAAAACAUUGCUGGAAGUUUCGUGACAUCGCCGGCACUAAAAUCGGAAGACGCGGCCGACCAGCUACCGGAACAGCAACAUGAAGGGGAGGACGCGCACGGCAGUAAUGCCUUCCUGAUAGGGAACGCGCUUUUCAACGAACCCGGCGCUAGAGCGGCCACCGUCUCGGUUAUAGAACGGUUCGUCUGUGGACCGAAUCCGGAUGAAUUUCUGGAACAAAUCAAACAGACCGACACCGUAUCGUCCGUGUGCGGACGCGUGUUUAAAAUCGGCGAACCAACUUACAGCUGUCGCGAAUGUAGUAUGGAUCCAACAUGUGUGCUGUGCUCGACAUGUUUCAAAAAGUCAGUGCAUCGUACGCAUAAAUACAAAAUGGCCACUUCCGGUGGCGGUGGUUGCUGUGAUUGUGGCGAUGUAGAAGCUUGGAAGAAAUUUCCCUUUUGUGAGGAACAUGCCAGCAUUUCCGAUGAUAAGGCACAAGGCGAACAGCAGCAGGUGCCGUUAUCGGAUGACAAAAAGACGCGCUGCGGGAUCGCGUUUCGUGCCAUACUGGACUACUGCAUGCAGACGUUGCAAAUGUACGGCACCGGUAACCUUCCCGAAUGGGAGGAUGACGAAAAUACACACUGUACGAUUCUAUACAACGACGAAACGCACACGUUUGAGCAGGUUAUCCAAACGUUAACGUCAAUAGUGAAAUGCGAGCAUAAAACAGCGAUCGAAUACGUGACCAGUAUUGACCGUGAAGGGCGCGCAGUGGUGAAAUGCGCCUCGUUUGAGGUGUGCAAAAAGCUGAAGGAGGAUAUCGAAAAUAAGGCGAUGCGUUCGUCCGCAUUGCAUAGCCGAACGCUUCCGUUGAAGGUGACGGUUAUGCAUCGUAACGAAGUCGCCUGUCAGCAUCUGGCAAUGCAAAUGCUUUCAUGGUUUCAGGAGUUUCUGACCAAACAUUCGUCGUUCCGUAGUAUUUUUGCUGACACGAUCACGAAACCGCAGGAGGCGUACAAUCUGAAGUUCAUCCUCAGCAACGAUCACAACCUGUGGAAGUCGGCAAGAACCUCCUGGCACCGGUUGCUCAUCUCGGGCAUGCUGAUGGACUACGACAACAAAAAGCAGCUAGCGAUCACGUUUACGAAACUGUACGCCUCGCUGAUGCAAGAUUUUAUCCGCGACGAUCACUACCAUUCGUUCUCGAUCGUUUCGCUGAGCGUGCAGCUGUUUACCGUACCGACGAUUGCGCACUAUCUGAUCGAGAAGGAAUCGGCCUUCUUCAAGCUGAUGCACACAUAUUUCUCCGAAGCGAUCGAUAAGUAUGUGAAAAACCGGCAGCUGGUGUUUGUGAAAAACACCUCCACACUGAACGCGUUCAAGCGGGCCGGAUACAUACUGAUCGAUUUGAAGUAUCUGCUAAGCUUCAAGCCGGACAAAUGGACGAACGAGUUGCGUACCGGGUUUUUGCACGGUUUGCAGCAGCUGAUACGUUUGCUAAAGUUUAUGCAGGGCAUGGAUGCGGCGACGCGCCAGGUUGGCCAGCAUCUCGAGUACGAGCAGGAGUGGGAAACGGCUUUCACGCUACAUCUGAAGCUGUCGCACCUGAUAACGCUCGUGCUGGAAUGGUGCGCCACCGAUCGUAUCGUGCUGGGCAAAGUGUUUCGCAUGGUAAUGUCGUCGCUGAACGAAACGAAAUUUAUUGCGCAAGAAUCCGAAACGGUUGUACGGUGUGCGGCGAAUCAUAGUGCCACCUGCUUGACGUACGACGUCCUAUCGCGUCCGGUUUCGGUACAUCUACCGCUGACCCGUUUCCUUGCCGGACUGUAUACCGUGUUUGAACGGCACGAUUUUACGUUCGCGACGUUCGUUUCGAACACGUCCGACUAUCCGACGCCGGAACAGAUCAUUGAGCCGGUACUGUGCGCCCGCACGAUGAUGUCGCAGGUACACGCGGGCAUGUGGCGCCGUAACGGGUACGCACUGAUCAAUCAGCUGUUUUUCUACCGCAACGUCAAGUGCCGGUACGAGAUGCUCGAUCGCGAUAUCGUCAUCCUGCAGAUCGGUGCCUCACUGAUCGAGGCAAACGAGUUCAUCAUCCACGUGCUGAACAAGUACAAGCUGCUCGAGUGGCUCGAAAAGGAUCUGCAGGAAAGGCCGCGCGGUACGGAAGCAACCGGUGGUGAUGAUGAUUACAUCCGCCAAACCGGUGUACUGAUCGAGGAGUUUCUCGAGCUGCUGAUCGCGGUGAUCGGCGAACGGUACGUGCCCGGUGUCGGCGAUGUGACGGAAAGCGACCGAAUUAAGAAAGAAAUCGUACAGCAGCUGUGCAUCAAGCCGCACUCGCACUCGGAGCUGAGUCGGGCGCUAAACGAAGAUAACUGUAGCGAAAUCAUGUUCGAGUCCGUGAUCGACGAUGUGGCCGUGUUCGAGAAGCCGAAUGCCGCGGAAAAGCGGGGCAUGUACAUACUGAAGCAGGAAUACUACAGCUGGUACAAUCUCUACUUCUAUCACUACACAAAGGAGGAUAAGUCCAAAUCGGAGGAACGGCAACGAAUACAGAAGAAGGAAAAGAACGAACUGGUUUGCUGUCCGCCACCCUUCCUACCAAAGUUGACCCAAUUGUUUAAUAAUAUUCCAAAUCUACUGCAUUGUGACGUGAUGCUCAAAAUUAUUAAUGUUAUAUUAAGCCGUGCGCUUGAUUUAAAUUCAAUGACCUUCACCGAAGGACAACUGCAACGAGUGCUACACCUGAUAGGAUAUGCCAUUCAGGAGGAGGAGUCCGGUAACUAUCCAUUCAUGCAGUUCUACGAAAGAAGUCAAAUCAUCAAGCUUUUGCCGCUGCUGGAAGAUCUUUCCAAGAGUCCAAGGGUUGAAUCACUGCGGGAUCUGUUACGCUGGACAAUACAGAGCUACAAAGCGAUGGAGGCAAAACGUCUCAGCCUGAUACAGGGUGAGAUAGAUCGGGCCGAAUCGAGUGGUAGCGGCCUAUCGUCCGUUGAUGCGGAUCGCCUAGAAAAGGAGGAGCGUGCCAAGCUGGCGGCAAAACGACGUGCCCAGGUAAUGGCACAGAUGCAGAAGGCACAGCAAAUGUUUAUGACCACACAUCCGGAUAUGUUUACGAACGAGGGUGAGGAAGCGGCCGAACCGAAGGAAGGGGAACCGGCGGUAGAAGCGGAUAUGGAUUGGCAGACGACGAGCGCAACGUUGGUAGCGCUCGGACCGAAACGGACCCCAAUACGGCCGGCCGAUACGGCGGCGCUGCAGUACUCGUGCAUCCUCUGCUCGGAGAAAACCGUACUCGGUACGUACGAAUCCGUCAGCAUGGUGUACGCAGCAUUCGUGCAGCGUUCGAGCGUGUUGUCGCGUUACACGCAGACGGACGAACGGGGCAUACUGCAGCUGAUCGAAACGGGUACGCAUCCAUCGCCGCAUCUGACCACGUGUGGGCACGUGAUGCAUUCGACUUGUUUCGAUAAGUACUUUAACAAUGAGGUCAUUAAGGAAAAUCGGCGCCCGUACCGUAACCGUGCCCCGAUUCUGUUUGACAUCGAGAAGAAUGAAUUUCUCUGCCCGUUGUGUCGUUUUCUGAGCAACUGUCUGUUGCCAUUGUUACCGCCGCAUGAGACGAUCACCAGCAGCGCUAAGGCACGGGUGGAUGCGGCAGUGAAGGCGGCUGGUUUCAACGAAAUACCGGAGCUGCCGGUGACCCAUCCGAAUGAGUUUAAUUUUUCACUCUGGUAUUCGUUCACAUCGGAUUUUAUGCGCAACGCGCUGGACCGUGUUGAACAGGCGGAACAUAAUUAUGUGGAGUUGCGGCGUGCGAUCCGUCGGGAGCGGCGUGCCUACGACCGUACGACGAGUUUCCGCGACCAGGAACAACAACCGAUGAGCCUUGAUCAGGAAGCGCCUGCUAACAAUGAGGAACAGCAGCAACCGGCUCAAGGGGAGCAACCACAACCAACCGUUCCGGCGAAUGAAACACCGGCCGUACCACAACCGCAAGGCGAGGAACAAGCCCCACCACCGCCACAGCAACAGGACGCACCGCAACCGCAAGGCGAAGAACAAGCGGAACAGCAGACGGACGAUGAUUCACUCGAUGGGUACGAAACGAAUGAUCUCCCAUCGACGGACGAUGACGUGAACUACAGUGAUGAGGAUAUGGAUUGGAUUCGGGUACCACCGGCCCAGCUAACCACAUCCGUGCUGAAGGAGGUGGAACCGAAGCACGGUGUACGUUUGCGCUACUACGGCACGUUGCGCGAUCCACCGUUAAUUGGUCGGCUGUUCGAUCGCACGAUCAAGUAUGCGCUACUAACGUUCGCAAAGAAUGUGCGCAGCUUCACAACCGUACCGUACAAGGCGAAACGCUUUGCCGAAUAUCUCGCACCGUGGGUAACGCUUUCGUACACGAUCAAAUCGAUCGAGAUGCAGCUGCGCGUACUACAGCGUCCACUUGGUAGUGAACUGUCCAUCCGCUACUCCACCUGUCUGAGUGGGCUGGUGCGGGCAGCCUGCGCUAUGGGUCCGCUAGUACCGACGGUACUGGUGCAGCAUCGCAUGCUACUAUUUAUGGCCGACAUAUACGAAACACUGUUCGGGCACAAACCGUCCCAAUCGUUCUUCGAUUGGGAUCUGUUCGGGUUGCUUAACACCUGCCUGUUCACGACACGCUCCGUUGUUUAUAGCUUUGUACGUCAGCAACGCAUCCCCAAGGGUGACGCACUGGAUCAUUCAAUAGUGCUUGCCAUCUUUAUGGUGAAUAUGCUGCGCACGAUCAUAACGUCCGUCACCGGCAUUGAUCCACCGAUGGUAUCCGACCCGGAACAUCAGCCGAACGAACAACCGAACGUGGACGAUACCAUUACGCUUACGGAUGCUGAGCGUAAUUUACUGCUGCUGUAUCAACAGUACAACAUCCAUCAGCCACACCCGGACGAGAAGGCGGAAACCAUCAGCCGUAGCACGGUUGCGGAACAGAAGCGGCUCUGCCAGCUGCUGAUAAACGAUAUCAAAUCGCAAAGCUAUACGCUGCUGCGGUGCUGCUGUUUGCUGUUUCACGGCAUUACCGAUAUCGAGCUGCCCCAGUGUACGGAUGUGCCGGAGCACGAUUACCAUCCGAUGAUGACGUAUCUCGACCUGCAGGAGGAUCCGCUCGUUUACCUAAACACCGGUCAGCAGACGUACGAAAUGAUCGAACGGUUGGCGUUCUGCAACUCGGAUCAAAUCAAUCGGAUGCGCUAUGCGCGGCAGGCCCAGCUGCUCGGUGAACCGAGGGCCCUGUUUCAGGCGGCACCACCCGUCCGCCGGUUGAUCGAUCUGCCGGAAGAUUAUAGCGAUCUGAUUAACAGCGUAUCGCUGUUUACCUGUCCGAACAACAUACGGGACGAUUCGCGCAACCCGACCAUGUGUUUGGUGUGUGGCGUCAUACUUUGCUCCCAGUCGUUCUGCUGCCAGAAGGAGCUGGAAAACAGUUCGGUCGGUUCGUGCACGUACCAUACGGCGGAGUGUGGUGCCGGUAUUGGGAUCUUCCUGCGCAUACGCGAUGCCGAAAUAUUGCUGCUCGGUAUCAACAAGGGUUGCUUCAUUCCGGCACCGUACGUCGAUGAGUACGGUGAAACGGACCAAGGGUUGCGGCGUGGCAAUCCGCUCCGUCUCUGCAAGGAACGGUACCAGAAGGUGUAUCUCAUCUGGCUCAAGCACGAUCUGCACGAGGAGAUAACGCGGCGUAACGAGGCACAGCAAACCUUAUUUGCUACCCAGUGGCAGAACCUUUAAAAGGGAGGGAACAGGAUCAUCGGUCCUCUCUCGCCGCUGUGGACGCUGGAAGAUUGGCAGUAAACUUAUUUUUUAUUCGUUUUUUUUUUAUUUUGUAUCCUGUGAAACAAUGAAGAAGAAUGGAAGAAAAAAAAAACACAGAAUCACGCGGUGUUAUUUAACGCACACCCCCUGAAACAGCAGGGUUCUCGAGAUGAACCGGCGAUUGUGUAACCGGUAUGUGUGUUAAUAUGUGUGUGUGUGUGCGUGUCUUAUGUACAUUUGCAUGUAUAUAUUUUAGUAAUGGCGAAAACCCCGAAAUACGGCGAAAUAUGGCUACCUUUGAAAAAAAAAAAAACAGAAA
This is a messenger RNA of Anopheles funestus (African malaria mosquito), 6497 nucleotides long. It is a transcript of the gene Ubr1, whose product is annotated as E3 ubiquitin-protein ligase UBR1. The transcript has 10 exons. Bases 305 to 6154 code for a protein of 1949 amino acids. Gene Ontology annotation, biological process: ubiquitin-dependent protein catabolic process via the N-end rule pathway; protein ubiquitination. The record is from RefSeq and is a predicted model, not a curated record. Gene Ontology annotation, cellular component: ubiquitin ligase complex; cytoplasm. Lineage: Eukaryota; Metazoa; Arthropoda; Insecta; Diptera; Culicidae. Gene Ontology annotation, molecular function: ubiquitin protein ligase activity; zinc ion binding.